AUGGAUCUACCUCUCUGGAAACCAGAUUCAUGGGACAUUUCAUCUUUCUUAUGCAGUAAGGCGAAUAACAAAAAUAACUUGGAGGUCCUAGAUGCAUUAGAUAACUUCUUGUCCGGUGAACUUUCUUCUUGCUGGGUGUAUUGGCAAAUUUUGACACAUUUAAACCUGGGAAGCAAUAACCUGUCUGGUGGAAUUCCUAACUCAAUGGAUUCUUUAACUGUGCUCAAAUCAUUGCGCUUGCAAAAUAAUUAUUUUUUUGGAUAUGUACCCUCGUCAUUGCUUAAUUGCACAUCUUUGGGGCUUAUUUAUUUGGUGAAAACGAGUUUACAGGAACUAUACCAAGUUGGUUGGGAGAAAUGA
Messenger RNA from Ilex paraguariensis (yerba mate), 360 nucleotides. Lineage: Eukaryota; Viridiplantae; Streptophyta; Magnoliopsida; Aquifoliales; Aquifoliaceae. The record is from the annotation of a GenBank genome assembly.